Molecule: messenger RNA, 5905 nt
Organism: Ostrea edulis (European flat oyster)
Lineage: Eukaryota; Metazoa; Mollusca; Bivalvia; Ostreida; Ostreidae
Product: transcription elongation factor B polypeptide 3-like
Exons: 10
Coding region: 431-2872 (813 amino acids)
Biological process (GO): transcription elongation by RNA polymerase II
Cellular component (GO): elongin complex; nucleus
Source: RefSeq, a predicted model, not a curated record
UGUGGCCAGUGACAGCUGGCGAUUUGCUGUGAUGGCUGAUGAUAUCGAGAGUAAAGUUCUUAGAUACAGGUCCCGCUUACAGACCAGUACGGAUGAAGAAAAGAUAGCCAAAGAAUUGCAGGAUGAUAAUUUUGAUGUAGCAUAGAGAUUUGUUAAUAGUGUAGUAUACCUGGAGUAUAGGAGAGGAGAAAAUUUAUUGCUGGACUGGGAAUCGAACCUGGGACUCCUGCAUUUCUAGUCAGGUGCUCUAACCUCUGAGCUAUCCAGGCUGACAUCCACAUUACAAAAAACACUAUUAAAGCUAGCAGACAUCCCAGUAACGGUUGACAUUCUGCAGAAGACAAAAAUAGGGAAAGUUGUUAAUGGACUCAGAAAGAGAGGUGGGGAUUUGGGAUUUCUUGCUAAAAGCAUUGUCACAGAAUGGAAGUCUAUGGUUGCUCGCAUACAAUCUAAAGAAGAUGAAGAGGAAGAAAGCAAUGACCAGUCUGUGUCCGAAAAUCCAAAUACUAGUCCGGAGGUAGAAAAUAAUUCAGAAAAUCCAGAGUAUAAUCACCAUGAAAAGGAAAUGAGUCCAGAUGUACAAGAAAACACAAGAUCUCCAUACAAAAAAAGUGGAGUGGCAGAUGAGCAAAACCAUAACACAAAUAGACAUUCGUCAAGUCACUCAUCACGCAGUAAAGGGGGUAAACACCAGGAAUCGGAUAGAUCAAAGUAUAGUUCUAGAGAAAAAGAUGAAAGACAUUCAUUGAGCCGAGAACAAAAAACAAGUAAGGAUGAAAAGAAAAAUGAGGAAAGGAGACAAAAGUCUUCAACUGGAGAUGGGAAAAAGUCAAGUAGUAAUAGUAAACACUCAAAGAAUGAAACUAGUUUGAAGUCUAAGAUAGAACAAUCUCAUACUAAAGAUGUUAAGAAGGAGGAAAACCACAAAAGUCAUGGGUCUCAUUCCAAAACUAAAGACUCUCAAUCUAAUGUUGAAAUAGGUGAUAAAAAAGACAACAAACUCUCUGAAAGGAAGCAUUCCAGCAGGGACUCUAGCAAACACUCUGGUCAUAAACAUGGACAUUCUUCAAAUGAAAGUAGUAAAAGUGAAAGUAGGCACUCUGAGCAUAAGCGCUCCAGUAGUCAGUCAAGUAGCAAAGACAAAACUCCCAACAAACACAGUGAUCACUCAGGAAGUCACAGUAAGCAUGAUAGCAGCAACCCUAACAGUAAAAACCACCAUGAUAAGAGAUCAUAUACUUAUUCAGAAGAAAACUGUGAUAAAACCAGACAUGAUAUGAAUCAUUCCAGUUCUAAAUCCGGUGAUAGAGAAGUCACAAAAACAAAGCGCACGUUAUCUGACAGUGAGAGUGAGAAUUCUGUAGAAGAAACGGAUGUAGUGGAUCACAAUCAGAGCAAGGUGUUGGGGCAGUGGAAUGGAUUUAGCUCUGAUGGUGAGAUGGAAGAUGAACCCGGAGGUUUCUCUUUUAAUGAUGAGUAUGUGGACCAUGAGGCCCUGCUAAAUGAGGCCCUCAAUAAAUAUCACAUGGAACCUCAAGUGCCAAAGAGAGAAGAUUCUUCUAGCAUUUCUGAUAAAAAGUCCCAUAAUCUCUCCUCAGGGGAAAUGCUCACGGAUUAUCCAAACAAGGGUAAAAACUCUGAUUCUCAUAAAAGGAGAAGAACUGAUGAUGACAAAGAACGAUCCAGUUCACACAAGGAAAAAGUUGGAAAAGAUGAUUCUGGGAAUAGAUCUCAUUCCUCACAUAAUAAAUCAAGGUCAAGUUCUAGUUCAAAAUCUAGCAGUCACAAACAGGAUAAAGAAGACAGAAAACGAAAACACGAACAGGACAAUAAAUCCGAGUCCAAAAAGUCGCGCUCCAGUGACCAGAAACAGGACAAUAAAUCAGAGUCCAAAAAGUCGCGCUCCAGUGACCAGAGCAAAGAGGUCGUGUCCUUUGAGGAAAGCAUUGUUGUUCCUGUGAAAAAACCCAAAGCAGAUCCAAAUUAUGAAAAACUCAAAUCCAAGUUCAAGAUAAAAAAGAAGGGAGAAGCAUCUGAGGAAAAGAAAUCAAAAGCUGAGUUAACAUCAGUAAAAGGAGACAUGAUGGGUAGUGACAAAGUAAAGGUUCCUACUCCAGCCUCCAAGCUGAAGCUCUCUGAGAGAGACCUUGCCAGUCUGGUGCGUAACAACACCACACCCACUUUUUACCAGGUGGAUGAGAACCUAUCUGCUGCUGAUCAGUUUGACGAUUCUUUGAUUGGACAGAAGAGCUAUGCUAGGACCCAGGUGUACUCUGGGAAAAAAAAUAAUGUUGUUCCUAUAGUAGUCUCACUUCAGGAAAUCUGUGUCAAUCUUCUUAUGAACCAUAUUGAUAGUAUUGAAGCUGUAGGGAGCGCUGUGCCAUUCUACAUACUGGAACCAGUGCUCAAAAAAUGUACUCCUGCUCAAUUGUACAGAUUAGAGGACUUCAACCCACAUUUCCUAGAGGACAGUGAUCCACUGUGGAAGUUACAUUGUGAGCGGGAAUUCCGAGGAUCAGAGCCUGAUGAAUUUGAAUCAUACCGUGAAUUAUAUCUGAGAAAAUUUGAUGAGAAGGAAAGGAAGCUGAAAGCAAUCAAAGAUAACAUAUCUCAGUCUAUGGCAAAGGCAGUGCCAGAGAGGACGGCUAAACUUGCCUACAUAGACAGUUAUGUUAAACCUCCUCGUGAAGUUCGCAGGCAGCAGUUAAAGUACGGCACAGCUGGUUCAUCAUCCGGGGAAAGGUCCAAGAAGUUUGCACAUCUCAUGGAUCCCAUCGCCAUCGGACGGAAAGACAGGGAGGAUAAGGCAGUGAGACAGAAAGCUCCAAUGAUGCAGAAGACACUGAUGAUGUUGAAGAAAAUCCGAAAAUAGAUGUCUUGCCAGUAAACAUAGCUGAUUGAGUAGGAAUUAGUCAUAGUCUCUACUGAGAAGUGCUAUGUUACACUUUUGUUUUUUAUAGUGAGAUUAGAAUGUAUUGAAGACAUCAUGAAUGUCCAAGUUCUCUGAUGAAUUGGCGGUAUAUGGUGCUGAUGAAAUACAUUUAAGUAUAUUAUUUUAAAAGUUGUUAACUGAUGUUUGUUUUGAAUGAUAGAAUUUUUUAAUCAAUUUUCUCAUUUAUUGUAUAUACACAUACAUACAAUGUAUAAAUAUUGUACAUUAAUUUCAGAUUGUGUAUUUUACCUGUUUAUUACCUGAAUUUCAGGAACACAUGGAUUUUUAUAAUUGUGUUAUAACAGUUACAUGUACCGUACAUUGAAGAACAUGAGAUACUGUGUAAACAGUUUAUUUUAAAAAUAACACAACAUGCUAAUGUCCAGUCCGAUUAAAACCAGACCUUCAAUCACGCUCCCCCUGUUUUUCUAUGGACGCUCAUUGAAGGAGCAGACACAGAAAAAAAGGAAAGGGGAAGAUUGAAGGUCAGGUUUUAAUCAACUAAAGUCCUGUGAGCGAAUGGACUAUAAAGUCAUAUAAUGCUAUCAAUGAGAAUCUCAUUCAUUAUGAAACAAAACAAUUAUGUGCAGAAUGUGAAUGUUCCUCUAGUGAUCCCUCUGAAAUGUUACUUUUCGGAGUAAUCAGAAUUCAUGUAUGAUUGACUGAGACAAAAUCCAGAAUAAGCGUAUCUGCAGUCUCCAUACUUGUGUAAAAUGGCCACCUUAACUCUUGACAGCUAGGGUAAAGUAGGCUUUGAGAGCAUCUUUUUCUCCCCUCACAAUUCAUUGUGAGAGGGGGUAUAUAGUAAUGGGCCCUUCAUGUGUGGGUGAGUAUGUGUAGGAAGAACACUAUUGAUUUGGGGGGUCAAGGUCACAAUGGGACUUCCUAGAAAAAGAUGGUAGACAGUCUACAAGCCACAGUUUUUGCUCUUUUGAUUUCAUUCUCUACAUGUACCUUUGUUUUCAAGAGAGGAAGAACCCUAAUGAUUUUGGGUCAAAUGUCAAGAAAAGACUUCAUUUAAUAAAACCAUUGUAGACACUCUACAGUUUUUGCUCCAUUGAUAGAGGUUUUUUAUCAAGAGAGGAAGAACCCUAUUGACUUUUGGGUCCUAAGGUCAAGGUCACAAUGGGAUUUCAUGGAUAAAGGUUGUAGACACUCAUUGCGCGGGGAUAUCUACAGUUUCAGUAUAAAACCUAAUAGAUCAUACACCAGUAGUUUAUUAUAAAGAUGACCCAUUUAUUGCGAUGAUAUUGGUGGGAAAAUAAAAGAGGGUUCUACUGCAGUGUAUUUACUACCAGGAUUAAGCAACACAAUCUAAUUAAAAUUAGAUCCUUUGAUCUGCUCACAUCACUACACAAUACGAUCAAUUAAUUAGAUUGUAAGCAAGUUGUUUGUGAAUUUUUCAUAGAUAUUAACAAAGGUUAAAUUCAUGAUCGGCUGGCAACAAGCAUUUGGAUUUACUCAGGUUAAGAUUAGCUUUAUGGAGUAUAAACUAGGAGUGACCCCCUGUCUUGAUGGCUGUUUGAUGUGCCUUUCAUUUUCUAGUUAUUUAUAGAUUUUGGAAAGCACAAUAAAUUGGUAGUUAAGUACUUUAAGGAUCACUGCUAAGAAGAAAGUCAUUAGCAUGUCAAAUUAUUGGAUUUAUAACAGAACUUUCACAUUUCAAGAUUUGUAAUGAAGUCAGUUCUACUACAUGGAGAUGCAUCUCCAAUUUUACACUUGAGCAAACCCAACCUUGAAUAUAAACUCAUAUACAGUUCUGUAUAUGAGUUUAUUGUCCACUGUUUAACAUGGACUAAUGGAAGUUUAAUCGUAUGUGAUUUUAUGAUGAGAGAACUUUAGGUUGCGAGACUGUCCAGUUCCCAUUCCUGAUAAAAUUAUUUGACAUUCGAAAUUGAUUUCUUAGUCAUAAAUUAUUUGUAUUGUUGAUUUAUUUCAGUUGCAAUAUAUUAAUCGCCUUGUUGAAUUUGUUUUUGACAUUUUGUGGCUUUUUAAGCGCUAAGCGUAGCUUAAGCGCUUAUUAAAGUUUAUUGUUCAAUUUAGCAUGUGUGAUAAUGAUUUAAUGUUAGGUUUUGUGUUUUAAGUUUUUUCUUCCGUUUAAAGUUAUUCAAGUAAUGGAUGGAACCGCAUGUACAUAACUUGAUAUGUUUGUCAAAUAUUGUACAUUUUUGUCCACGAAUAUCUAGUAUAGUCCUCUACAGAAUGAUUAAUAUAAUACGGAAUAUCAGAACCAUUAUUUCGUCUCCGAUUCCGUCGUGGUUUUAAUAUUUAGUAUGCCCAACGAGAUCACAUUUUCUGUGUUAACUUGGGCAACUUUCAGUAGACAAGCACUUAGUUAUUAAUAAUUAUUAUCAGAUAUAGUGAGUUCAGGGACAGUUAAGCGUCAAUUUUGAAAGUUGAGGGGUGGGGAGCAAAAAAGGUGCCAUUAUAUAUGUAGACAUUUUUUUUUAGCAAGAAAAGCAAUUCUGCCCAAACCCCAAAAUCGUAAACUCAGUAGGGAGGGAUGUACGAGUUCAAUACUUGCAUUUCUACUACCUCUCAUCGCCAUUAUAACAAGUGACCAGCUAAUAAAUCAAUCUUUGCUUGUACUAAACAACAAACAUUAUACAUGAUAAUAACACGAUAAGUAUGUCUCAUGUCAAAUCCAUUUAAUCCAAUAACUCAUGUUUUUGGUACUAGGACAUUCACUUACAACAUUCUGCAAAAUAACUUACAAACCAGGGGUAGAUAUUUUUGUAUCAGAAAUGAGUCGUCUUUAGCCUUCACUAUUUUGUAUGUACAAGAGUUGCCCAAGUGAUGCUUAAUUUUCGUAACUUCUGUUUUUGAAGAGUUCCAAAAUUUUCUAGUUCCGAUAUCCCGUAUUUUAUGAAUUUUACGACAAGUUUUGACUGGUGUUGGAAUGAAUUUUACCCAAAAUUGAUUGCACAAUUAUUAUUGUGUGGGUGUACAAAAAAUUAAACCAUUUCUCUAAAA